Amphimedon queenslandica is the source of this 916-nucleotide messenger RNA. Its product is annotated as scavenger receptor cysteine-rich type 1 protein M160-like. The record is from RefSeq and is a predicted model, not a curated record. Gene Ontology annotation, cellular component: membrane. The transcript has 4 exons. Lineage: Eukaryota; Metazoa; Porifera; Demospongiae; Haplosclerida; Niphatidae. Bases 1 to 741 code for a protein of 246 amino acids.
AUGAUACAGUACUUGAAGAAUCACAAGAUGUUGCUGCACUCUCAUGAAUCUCCUGUUGGCUCUGCUCAGAGACAAUUCUUUCUAAUUUUACUUCUGAUCUGUUUGAAUUUCAGUUUUAUCGAAGCUUGCACUGAUGGAUCAGUUCGUCUUGUUGGAGGAUCUAAUGAUAUGGAAGGACGUGUCGAAGUAUGCAGAUAUAGUUACUACUUUUCUGGUGGUAUCUAUGGUACUGUUUGCGACAAUUCAUGGGAUACUCUUGAUGCUAUAGUGGUAUGUAGGCAGUUAGGAUAUACAUCAGGGACUGCAUAUAAUAAUUCACAUUUUGGACAAGGAAAUGGAAGCAUAGUAAUGGCUGAUGUCCAGUGUAAUGGAACCGAAUCAUACCUUAUUGACUGCCCUCAUGCAACUUAUAGUUUUUAUUGUGAUCACUCUCAGGAUGCUGGAGUCAGUUGUGAAGGAGAUGAUAGUCAAGGCUCUGGUGUAUCAGUAGGAGCUAUUGUUGGAGGAGUAAUUGGUGGUAUUGUUCUUCUAAUCUGUGUAUGUGCAGUAAUUGUUGUUGCAUGUGCAGUUGUAUUGCGUUUCAAAUCAUCCAGAGCCAAGCAAAAAGCAUCAGUUGAGUAUCCACAGCAGCAGGAGCCACAAGGAUAUGGAGGAACAAACCCUGGUACUGAUGAGUCUGUGGUAUUGCCAAAGUUGUUGGUAAUACCAACUAAUAAAAGAGCUAAAAUGAGAAGGCUAUAGAUCAACUCCAGCCUGUUUACCGUGAAGAAUAGCACUAAGGCGAUAAGAUUCUCUUUGAUAACAAAAACAAAAGACACAACUGUUACAAAGAAAAUAUGCUAACAUGAGAGAGAAAUCUGAGAGAAGAUAAUGUGUUAUGCGCAUGUGCACACAAGUUAUAAUAACAAUAACUGUA